Ogataea haglerorum is the source of this 621-nucleotide messenger RNA. RefSeq lists its product as uncharacterized. Lineage: Eukaryota; Fungi; Ascomycota; Pichiomycetes; Pichiales; Pichiaceae. The transcript has a single exon. The coding region runs from base 1 to 621 and encodes 206 amino acids. The record is from RefSeq and is a predicted model, not a curated record.
AUGAGCCAUCGUUCCGUGACAUACAGCCCUCCGGCAGGGCCUCCAAACACAGCUAAUACCCAUACCACAGUAACAAGGGGUCUGGUUGUGACUCAAGAAAGAGAUAAGGAGCAGGAGCAAAGACUCGCUAGAGCCCUGGAAAUAAUAUCCGCUUCAAUGCUACCACCUCAGCACACCAUCGACCAAAUCCGGAAAAGGAUAUACUCAUAUCUAUUAGGACAUAAACAAGAAGAAGCUCCGCGUAUAAGUGAAAUCAAGGACAUACCACGCUGGAAAAGAGUUGUCCUCUAUCUUAUGGGUCCUCCAUUGGACAGGCUCAGAUCAUUUUCUCAGUACAUCAUUCUGCAAAUACACAUACUAUACAACGUGACACUGAUGAUGGUGUCAAUUGUGUCGACGCCGCCGUUGAUAUUCUACGUGGUUGGAUUUGUGCUAUUCUGGGCGAAAGUGGUGUACGAGAUGUACAGAGACGUCGUUCACAGAGACGAUCAGUUCCACACGUCAUUUCUCAGUCGCGAGCUGGCCUUGAUGGCCACUCUUUCAGCAUCCUAUGGAGUUGUCAUGAAGUUCAAGACUGAAGCAGGUAUCAUCACAGAGGCAUGGUGGUCUACUUUGACAUAG